AUGGCCGCCGCGGAGGCGCUGGCGGGUGUGGCGCUGGCGCUGGGCCUCUACGCCUUGCUCUAUUACAACUUCAUCAAAGGGGCCACGUGCAAGAACGAGACCAGCCUGCGGGGCAAGACGGUGCUGAUCACAGGUGAGAAUCGCCCCCGGAAGACGGGGGGCAGUGUGGUGCAGUGGUUAGAGCGUCCGAAGAGAGUCUGCGGAAGCUCCCGCUUCGAGGUUUCCUGCUUCGGGAUUCCAGGAAAAAAACUUCAGACGAGACUGAGCGCAUUUCCCCGGCUGCGAUCCUGCGCAGGCUGACUUAGAAGGCAGCUCCCUGGAGCGCCAAUGGGGCAUGUUUCUCAGCAAACCUAUUAUAGGGUUGCACCGGUGACCUUUCUCCAGGUGUGCCUGCACUCCAGCCCGCCCACCCCUCAUGUUUCCUCAGCAUUGGGAAUGCUGGGAAUUGUAGUCCAAGAGCAUCUGGCAGAGGGCUUCAGAGCUUUAUUCAGGUGGUGUGUGACAUGUCUGAGGGUUUGUAGUGGAAGAUGAGAGACAGCACAUCCAUAGCAUUCAAUAUUGGUAUGUAUUGUAUUGCAUUCUGAGUUCUCUUAAGAAGAGCCUUAGUCCAGCUGGAUCAGACCAGGGACCCACUUAGUCCAGCAAGCAGAUCCCUGAGCACAACCACCACUCUGCCCUCCUGCUGUUUCCAGCAACAGACAUUCAGAAGCAUGUACUGCCUCUGACCACAAACUCUCUGGAAAUCAAAUUAUAAUGCAACAAAAUGCAACCUGUAAAAAUAAAGGAUAUAGUGAAAAUGCGGUUAAAACCAUACAGCAUCUAGCACAGCUCAUUACUAUUGCCAGAAAAAUUGUUCUGCGGUCCGCCAAGACCCCCAGCAAAUAAUAUUUUCCCCUUGAACUUUUCCAGGUGGAAACACUGGGAUUGGAAAGGCAACGGCUCUGGAUCUGGCCCGGAGGGGAGCCCGCAUCAUCCUGGCUUGCCGUGACAGAAGGCGAGGAGAAUCUGCCGUCUAUGAUAUCAGGAGGGUGAGCCACCCGCUUCCUUCGAAAGGGCAGCCUUUAUGAUCCAUUUUAAAAUCACUUCUCAAAGCAAUUCCACUGUAAAAACGUGGCCUAAUAUAUUCACUUCAUAAAAUUUAUACCCCAUUUGAUUGUUAAAAAAAACCCACACCCUCAAAGUGGUUUACAAAGAAAACUAAAUCAAUAAAAUUAUUAGCAAGAAAAAUGUAACAAUGUAAAACUUUAAAAUAUAAAUAAAUCAGAGUAGACUGGGGGAACUCACAUCAACUCUCCUAACCUCCAGGUAGGCUUGUCUACACAAUAGUGUUUUUAGCAGGCACUGAAAAGAGUACAGUGAAGGCACCUGCCUGAUACCAGUCGGCAGGGAGUUCCAGUGAAUUCUGAACAGCUGACCUUUCCUUCCUUGGCAGGAGGGAGGUCUAGCUUUCUAGAAGAAUUCACCAAGCUGACACUCUCCAGAUGUUUUGGACCUAGUCUCCCAUCAGCCUCAGCAUCACACAGCUGUCUGGGGCUGAUGGGAGUUGUAGUCCAGUGGAUCUGGAAGGCACCAGGUUAGAAAAGUCUACCCUAGUGGUAUUAUAACAUUGGGGCAGGUGCACGGAGGAUGUUUUCCCACCAUGCACCAUUCUCGCUUGUUUUUUCUGGGAUGGGGGUGGUGGUGAACAAGCUCCAUUGAUCUGCUACUCUAAUCCACUGAUUUAUGUAUUUUGCAUUUGUUUUAGGAAUGUAGUUUUAUUGCUUAUUCUUUAUGCUGUUCCCCACCAUAUCCCCCCCCAUUAAUGUUUGCAGGAAAGUGGGAACAAUGAAGUUCUCUUUAUGAGCCUCGACUUGGCCAGCUUCAAGUCAGUGAGGGCUUUUGCAGCGUCUUUCUUGAAAUCUGAGCCCCGCCUUGACAUUCUCAUCAACAAUGCAGGUGAGAUUUGGGGAAGGGGCACAGCUGCUUUGCAUGCAGAAGGUCCAAGGUUUUCAGUCCCCAGUGGCAUCCCCAGGUAGGACUGGGAAUGUCCCCUGCCUGAAACUCUGGAGGCUGAGAGGAAGUGGGCUGGGCUUUGUUGGUGCCAGCAGUAGCAGCAUUAGCGCUUGAGCAGCUGCCAUUGUAAGCAGGCUCAAUUUGGGCUUUGUUGCUGCCAGCCCCUCUCCAGAGCCCUUUCACGCACUGCUCAUCGUCCCACCAUCGCCAGCCCCUGCCACUCGCAAGACACAGGUAUGCAGCCACCGGGCUCAUCCGCUGCUGUGGAGAAGGGAGAGUCAUGGGGGGCGUGGCUUACCCAAGUAGAAUGCGUCCUUUUAUUUAAAAUGCAUCUCUGGGUUAUUUGUGGGGCCUGCCUGGAGCUCUUGCAUAGAAUGCUGUGUCCUUUUAUCUAAAAUGAAUCUCUAUGUUUUUCAAAAUAUAGUCUGGCCCCUCAAAGGUCUGAGGGACAAUGGACCAGCCCCCUGCUGAAAAGGUUUGCUGGCCCCUGGGAUAGAACAAUAAACUUAUAUGGACUAUGCUUGCCUAAACAGGUGUGUCUUCAAGAGACAGCAGAAUGCCAGUAGUGAUGGGGGCCUCUCAUAUUUCAACAGGGCUGGUGCCACCAGUGAAAAGGCCUGCCUCCACGUUGCACCUGUUUAAUCCAGCUUCGUGUUCCGGCAGGUGUCGGGUCUGGAAGCCGAAGCAGCGACGGCUUCAAUUUGGUGUUCCAGGUGAAUCACCUGAGUCAUUUCCUUCUGACCCACCUCCUCCUGGAGCGGAUGAAGCAGUGUGCGCCCAGCCGUGUGGUGGUGGUGGCUUCCAAAGCACAUCAAACGGGGAAGAUUGACUUUCAGAACAUCCACAAGCCAGUGGGUGGGCACUUGGCAGGGUUCCAAUCGUACUGCAACAGCAAACUGGCCAAUAUAUUGUACACCCGGGAGCUUGCCAAUCGACUGGAAGGGACGAAUGUUACCUGCUACGCUGUCCAUCCAGGUAGGUGGCAGGUUCAGUUCAGCUCCUGAACCUGGGACCCUCUAUAGUGGUGGCUGGUGCCCUUGGGGGACUGGAGGGGCAGAAAGCAGGGAGCCCAACAAUAGACAGAGCCAGAACCAGUGAAGGGCAGAGACAGAGUCAAUUGCAGGUUCUGUCCCCAUCCUCAUCCUUAUCCCUGCAGAGAUUUACAAGGGUCAACACUGAGACUAUGGAAGAGAAGGAAGCUGAGGGGCAGGACCACCCUCUGGGCUGGUUGUAAGUAGGAAGGGUGGCAGAUGGGGACUGUCUGAUUAGCAGACUGAGGUUGCCCUAAUGGACCAGCUUCCAUUGGUCCUCUAGAUGUUAUUAGACUCCAGCUCCCAUUUUCCCUGACUGUUGACUGUUCUGUUCUGCAAAAAGGGGCAUCUGGUUGGCCACAGUGGAAAAGUGGAUACUAAAUUAGAUGGACCCCCUUUGAAGUCUGGUCCAUCAGCUGGGCUCUCUUCUUAUUCUAUCCAGUUCUGGCAACUGAUGUUUUCCUAUCUUUCUGCUUUCAGGGCUUGUUAAAUCAGAUUUUUUCCGUCACAUUUCGGUUUGGCUGAAGCCUCUUUUCCUCCCCAUCUGCUGGCUCUUCUUCCGAGACACGACCAAUGGAGCUCAGACGUCCAUCUACUGUGCCACUGAGGAAGGCAUUGAGAAAUACAGCGGGCGCUAUUUUGCCAAUUGCAGGCUGCAUGACCCCAAGCCACAUGCCCGGGACGACGCCGUGGCCAAGAAACUUUGGGAAGUCAGCGAGAGGAUGGCGGGGCUGGUGAACUAG
Messenger RNA from Podarcis lilfordi (Lilford's wall lizard), 3766 nucleotides. Lineage: Eukaryota; Metazoa; Chordata; Lepidosauria; Squamata; Lacertidae. The record is from the annotation of a GenBank genome assembly.